Messenger RNA from Cyclopterus lumpus (lumpfish), 1610 nucleotides. It is a transcript of the gene mrm2, whose product is annotated as mitochondrial rRNA methyltransferase 2. Gene Ontology annotation, cellular component: mitochondrion. Lineage: Eukaryota; Metazoa; Chordata; Actinopteri; Perciformes; Cyclopteridae. The record is from RefSeq and is a predicted model, not a curated record. Gene Ontology annotation, molecular function: rRNA (uridine-2'-O-ribose)-methyltransferase activity. The coding region runs from base 71 to 781 and encodes 236 amino acids. Gene Ontology annotation, biological process: RNA methylation. The transcript has 2 exons.
UAUCCACGCAGGCGCAGUUUUCCACCCGUUGCACGUGAGCCUCGUGUCUUUGACGUCGGUAAACACUGUCAUGUGGUGCUUCUCCCUCCAGAGGAGGUGUCUACACUCCUCGUUGGGUUUAAUGAAGAAGUUAAAGAGUAAAACUCCAGCCGAGCAGCGCUGGCUGCAGCGGCAGCUCAAAGACCCGUAUGUCAAAGCUUCCCACGCGCAACACUUCCGGUGCAGAAGUGCCUUCAAGCUGCUCGAGAUAGACGACAAGUUCAGGCUCUUGCAGCCGGGGCGCAUUGUGGUGGACUGCGGAGCUGCACCCGGUGCCUGGAGCCAGGUGGCCGUCCGGAGGGUCAACUCAGACCGGACAGAUCCAGCGUUGCCACUCGGUACAGUUGUCGGUAUUGAUCUGCUGAACAUACCACCUCUAGACGGCGCCCACUUCCUGUCCAGCCACGACGUCACCGACCCCGCCACGCACGCCAAGCUGCUGGAGCUGCUCCCCGGCGGCCGGGCUGAUGUCAUCCUGAGCGACAUGGCGCCCAACGCCAGCGGCGUCCGGGAGAUGGACCACGAGAAACUCAUCGUGACGUGUUUGUCUUUGGCCGACUUGGCUGAGAGGGUCUUGCAGCCGGGGGGCUCCCUGGUUUGUAAAUACUGGGACGGGAUCCUCGCUCGCAAACUCCAGGAGAAACUCUCGAGUGUGUUCGGGCACGUUCAGACUUUAAAGCCAAACGCCAGCAGGAAGGAGUCCGCCGAGAGGUAUUUCCUCGCUCGAAUGUACAGAAAGUGAUCGUCGGGAUUAUUCUAAUAUUCAUCCGCAAUAUAUUCAAAAGAGAUGCUUCCUGGAGACUCCCAGACGUUUUGUGGACGAGUGAACAUGAGGGAGAGGCUUACUGGAUAACUUUGAUCAAAAGGUGGCACUGUUGAGGCGCCAGUGAGGCUGGCGGCUGCAGGCACAUUUCACACAUUGCUGGAUGCUGAUCUCCCAUCCCUGCGAAUGUACCACGGCGGCAGCAGAGAAUCCGUAAUAUGUAAACUUAUGCAAGAAUCAUCAGUGUGAUAUUCCUCAAGAGCCCCCCGUUUUCUCUGAAGCUAUUGUUUGCCCCCACAGUGUUUGUUCGACACAGUCAGUUUUGGUAUUUGCUUUGUUACAGAAAGUCAUUUACCAGUUCUGCUUAUGCUGAUAAUGUGUACUGCCAGCCACGGUGAAAUAUGUAAUCAUUCUCUCAUUGAGAGCUUACGGAGUGGACGAGCUAAUGCGGAGUCACAUGCAGCAUGACUAAUGGGAAGUGGGAUGAUACUGAAUCUUGGCACGCCGCAAGUGUUGUCAGGCUCUGCUCCCUGACAGCGCAGAGAUGUCCAUUUCCUGUGCGGAAAUAUUUUCAGCCCAGGAAUCGAGAUUUUCUCUCUUCGGAGUCUUCUUUAAAUGACCGCGUUGGACACUUUUAGAAAGUGCUAUUUAUUUUGUUUGUUUUCUUUUUUUGUUUCGCACACUGAUCUGAUUCUGCUGGUGCCCGAGUUCUGAUAAAAGGAUGUUUUCUAUCAAAGCUGCGUUACAAAAGACACCGUUUGUGAGGGAUUCACAGUGUGGCCUUCUAAAUACAACAUUGUCUACAAUG